CCGCCUUCAACUGAAGCCGAGCGCUUGAGGCGGCGCCGAACGAGGAGGGAAAGUAGAGAGGCAGAGACGGCACGGCGGCGCGGGAGAUCUCUCUCGACAUCGCCGGACCAGAUGGACGCGCCGGAGAGCCCCCCAGCCGGACCACCAUCGUCCGCCGCCGUCGCGCUCUACGAGGACUCUCCUGUCUUCGAUUUCAUCAAUAGUCUUUCCCCUAUAGCUACACUGAAGCCUAAUUCAGUACCAAAUGCCCAGCCAUCAGAUUUGCCACCUGUUUCUUCACUCUUUGCCUCUCCACAAGUAAAUCCACAAAAGGAAUCUGAGCUCACAAUCAGGGAUGUCUAUGUUCAACUUUCUGAAGAAGCACUCGAUCCAAACUUCCAAAGGAGUCAAAUAGGGACUUCAAGCUGGAUUCAACUCUCCGGAUCCACAAAAAUUGUUUCAGAAAAUAGAAGUAGAAAUUAUGCUGCGGAUGAUAUUCAUGUUUACUGUGCUGGUGCAUCAGAAGGUAUUGCGACAAAUUAUGGCCCCACAAUGCUCCCUGGUGCUAGUCAAAGUCAGUUGGUUUCAAAUGACUAUUUCUUUGACACAUUCAAAGUUCCCAGCGAUGACACCCCAAUGGACAAUGCCUUAUCCCAGCAUCAAUGUGGUAUGCAUAGGCGUAGCCUCUUCAGUGAAAAGGUAGGGGCAUCAAAUAUGAGUGUCCAAAGUGCCUUGAAUCUUCAUCAUGCACGUAUCGGUGGCGAUGCCAACCUGAUACCUGCGGGAUCCCCUGCAUUGGCAUUGCCUGGCAUUGGUUUGCAUCUGAAUGCUGUUGCCUCGAUUCCAAAAGAUAUAAUGCCAUAUGACAAUCCUCUACUACCACCUAAACACAAUAGUCCAAUGAAAUCAGUAGUUUCUGGCCAUGAGCUUGUUCCCUAUAGUAGUGAGGUGGACGUUCAUAAUCAAAAUGAUCACUCUUCUCAGAAAACCAUGCCUAAAGCUGAUGAGUCUGGCCAAGAAAUUCACAAGAAAAAAAGGCGUAAGUUUCAAAACAGUGAUGCUGAGUCAUGCAGAAGUUGUAGCUGUAAAAAGUCAAAAUGCUUAAAACUUUACUGUGCGUGUUUCGCUGCUAGAGUCUAUUGUUCAGAAUUCUGCUCAUGUCAAGGCUGUUUGAAUAAUCAUACUCAAGAGGAAACAGUUUUAUGUACUCGUAAGCGGACUGAGUCUCGUAAUCCAUUAGCAUUUGCUCCAAAAGUAACUCGCACGUGUGGAUCCAGUCAGGAAUUAGUGGACGACUCUAAUAAAACUCCUGCUUCCGCUCGGCAUAAAAGAGGCUGCAAUUGCAGGAAGUCUUUUUGUCUUAAAAAAUACUGCGAGUGCUUUCAGAGUGGUGUAGGGUGCUCCAUAAGUUGCCGAUGCGAAAGUUGUAAGAAUUCUUUUGGAAGAAGGGAGGGGGUGCUAUUGCUAACUACUGAGAAAAUGGAGCAAGGGGAGAAACAAAAAAGCGCUAAUUCCAAGGAAGAGAAACUUGAGUUUGAGAAACAGCAUGUGGUUGGCCAAUCUGGUUUUCUUCCAUCCACCGAGAAUCUACUCACAUCACCUUCUAUUGAGCCAUGCAGAUCCUCAAUCCUGCUUCCAUCUACAUGUUCCAAGCCGCCGCUGUCAUCAACCAGAUGCUCUUCCCGACUGCACAACCCUCAGUCUCCUAUGAAGGCAGAUGUUUUGCUCCCUCGUUUCGAUACCUAUGUGGCUGAAAUGAUCCUUGGGAAUGGUCCUUCAGAUAUCCAGGAAGGGGACUCAUCCUGCACUGCCAGCGUCAAGAUUGUGUCACCUAACAAGAAGAGGAUCUCUCCACUGCGCGUUGGCACCGGCUUGUCUCCGAUCAAUAGGAGUGGCAGGAAACUGUUUCUGAAGUCCAUCCCUUCCUUCCCUUCCCUCAGUGGUGAUGUAAAUAGUGAGUCCCAGUAAACAGAGUUCAUCAGCAGCGUUUGGCACCUGAGUGGGGCUGAUGGUUGUGGUAUCCUCGAUCCUCGGGAGCUGACUUUACCUGAUUUUGUUGCCACGAUGAGUUGAAGGAACUUAUUUUAGCAAUUCUAGCAUAUUGAGAGAGUUAUGCUAAGUUUUCUAUCCAGAGCUGAAGCUUAACAAUUCCACUACAUGUGGCAUACUUCACCUGGCGUUACCCAGUUUAGCUAGUCGCUCUGUUCAUACCAAUGUUUUAGCCUCUUAGGUCAGUUUGUUUGUAUUUCCACAGCUCGUGGGCGACAAAUGCAUACGUAUGGACAACGAAAUUCUUAAAUCUAAUCAACCGAGUCAUAUAAGUCCAGU
Molecule: messenger RNA, 2307 nt
Organism: Phragmites australis (common reed)
Lineage: Eukaryota; Viridiplantae; Streptophyta; Magnoliopsida; Poales; Poaceae
Product: CRC domain-containing protein TSO1-like
Exons: 11
Coding region: 112-1947 (611 amino acids)
Molecular function (GO): DNA-binding transcription factor activity
Source: RefSeq, a predicted model, not a curated record